Stereum hirsutum FP-91666 SS1 is the source of this 1023-nucleotide messenger RNA. RefSeq lists its product as uncharacterized. Lineage: Eukaryota; Fungi; Basidiomycota; Agaricomycetes; Russulales; Stereaceae. The coding region runs from base 1 to 1023 and encodes 340 amino acids. The transcript is spliced from 10 exons. The record is from RefSeq and is a predicted model, not a curated record.
AUGAUACUCGAACUCCCGCAUAUGGACCACUCUUUGGCGUCUGUUUCACUGUUCACAUCUGUGGAGAUAAAUCAUUUUGCUGAGACGAACCGUUUUCUUUUCAGCUCUGAUGGCAGCUAUGUUCUCGUCUCUGCUGCCGCUCUUUGGUUUUCGGACUUCGUCGAGACUUUCCCUGCGGAAGUCCGUGUCAUUUGGUCGAGGCCGAUAAGAGGCCCAUCCACGCUCUUCUUCCUGAGCAGAUACAGCUUUCUCGGGUAUCUCAUUCUACCCGUGAUUGCUAGUGGACACGGAUCCGACACCGGCAAUGGUUGCUCGCUACAUGAUAUCUUACUCAGCGCAUUCGCGACUUUGGCCACUGCAUCAUCUGGAUUCAUCCUAUCUCUCAGAGUCUUCGCCAUCCACAACCGUAACAGGACCUUCCUGGCAAUUGCAGCCAUCCUGAUCAUCUCCAAGUUAUCCAUGGAUAUCAAUGUUUCACUUCAACAAGGUCACUCAAUAUCGGCGGAUCACGUUCUCUGCUCUUGCAAAAUGGCACCCUCAAAUCUGAAGCUUAACACUCGGUUUGAAGCAGCCAUUCCUCUCCUCAGCGUCGCAUUUGACAUAUUCAUAUUUGCGCUGACACAUACGAGUACUUGGAAGCAUGCACGUGAGAUGCGAAGGCUGGGACAUUCGAGCGUGGCUGAGCUGAUCUGGCGUGACGUAUCGCUCAAGCCAGCCUCACCAUGGAUUCCGAAUAUUCUGACGAAUCGCAUGGUCCUAAAUCUUCGUGCAUAUGAUUCCAGCGCUUCCCUGGGACCAACACGUUCAUCAUUGCCAGAUAUGAUCUUCUCUCCGGACUUGUGGUUGGAUAACAUAGGGUUUGAAAUGGAGGUAGAUGCCUUCGAUGAUGGAAGCGAUGAUGCUGCUGCUGAAACCCUCAUUGGAGAAGGGACAGUGCAGAGCAUGUGUAGUGGUCUCGAGCUGAAAUAUAGCCGUAAGAGCAGCGAGACUAACUGUGGGGUACUGGAAAAUACUGAAAGCUGA